AUGACGUUGUGUGGUCUGCUCCCUGGCCCGUCUGCUGGCUCGUCCUCACACCAAUCCGGCCGCCUCCAGCGCAAGGUACUAGUGCUCGGUGACGGAGCCAGCGGCAAGACCUCGCUGCUCUUCGUGCUCAUUCGUCACAACUUUCCCGACCAUUACGAGCCCACAGUAUUUGAGAACUACACUCAUCUCAUGCACUCGUCAAAAGCAGAGGUGGAGCUGACGCUGUGGGACACAGCGGGACAGGAGGAGUUCGACAAGUUGCGGAGCCUCAGCUACGCGGAUACCGACGUCGUGCUGCUCUGCUUUGACGUGGCUAACUCGGUGUCGCUGGAGAACGUCGAGUCGCGGUGGAUCCCCGAAAUCCGCCAACACACCCCACAAGCACCCAUCGUGCUCAUCGCUCUCAAAUGCGACCUUCGCGACUCCUCCUCCUCCGAGAAAACCCUGGGGUACAGCGCCGGCGUCGAGGUGGCCAAACGCAUCAAGGCCAGCCGGUACCUCGAGUGCUCAGCCAAGAAGAAUCGGGGUGUUGAGGAGGCCUUUGCUGAGGUUGCGAACAUUGCUGUUGCCAGCCGGGCAAAGAGGAGACGAUUGGGUGAGGGAGGCUGCACCAUCGCUUGA
This is a messenger RNA of Kalmanozyma brasiliensis GHG001, 621 nucleotides long. RefSeq names its product Small GTPase superfamily. NCBI's taxonomy places the organism in Eukaryota, Fungi, Basidiomycota, Ustilaginomycetes, Ustilaginales. Bases 1 to 621 code for a protein of 206 amino acids. Gene Ontology annotation, molecular function: GTP binding; GTPase activity. The transcript is spliced from 2 exons. The record is from RefSeq and is a predicted model, not a curated record. Gene Ontology annotation, biological process: small GTPase-mediated signal transduction.